Messenger RNA from Melitaea cinxia (Glanville fritillary), 1401 nucleotides. Its product is annotated as lachesin-like. The coding region runs from base 1 to 1401 and encodes 466 amino acids. Lineage: Eukaryota; Metazoa; Arthropoda; Insecta; Lepidoptera; Nymphalidae. The record is from RefSeq and is a predicted model, not a curated record. The transcript is spliced from 8 exons. Gene Ontology annotation, cellular component: neuron projection.
AUGACUACGGAAACUCGAAGGCGACCGAGGGUUGCUAUGGAAACUGGAGGACUACCGUUGGUAUCCACGUUUGUUCUACUCACAAUAGUUGCAGGUCAGCUGCAAGGGUCAGGCUAUAGCGAGGUGGACCCGGAAUUUCUCUCCCCGUUGGAAAAUAUUACCGUCGCACAAGGGCGUGACGUUCAUUUUACAUGCACCGUCAACCAUCUGGGCGGGUAUAAAGUGGCAUGGAUUAAAUCUGACACGAAAACAAUUCUAGCUAUACACACACACAUGGUUACUCUCAAUCCUCGGCUGUCAGUAACACACAACGGUCACAACACAUGGAAGUUGUACAUAAGCAAUGUGGAACCCAAGGACUCAGGCACUUAUAUGUGUCAGAUCAACACCGACCCCAUGAAAAGUCAGACGGGUCAUCUCUCUGUCGUGAUCCCGCCGGAUAUAGCAGACGACGAUGGGUCUGAAGCAGGGGCGCCGGAAGGUGGUUCCGUAGAGCUUCGAUGUACAGCGACUGGAGUACCAGAACCAACCAUCUCGUGGAAGCGCACUGGAAGACGAAAUAUUGUGUUCCGUGAUGACAAUGGAAAAGAAGUUAAAGUAAUGGAAUACAUGGGUUCAACGCUCGCGCUGAAAGAUCUCAAACGGACAGAUAUGGGCACGUACUGGUGCAUCGCUGCUAACGGAAUACCUCCGACCAAGAGUCGGCGUUACGAGGUGUCUGUGUAUUUUGAACCGAUAGUUCGGGCAGCCAGCCUUGUUCUGUGGCGCGCCAUGGAUAUGCAAGUUACUCUGCAGUGCUAUGUUGAAGCUUCGUCGAAGUCGCUCACUAUGUGGCAGCGAGGAAAAUCGCAAGCAGGUGCCAAGUUACUGAACAGUUCGGACUACAUAAUAUCCGAGGACUCUCUGAACGAGUACGCGAUGCGCAUGAACUUGACGAUAAACCGCCUCAAGAAAAAUGACUUCGGGGAGUACACUUGCUCCGCGUCAAAUGCAUACGGGAGAGCUAAUGCCACCAUCGUACUAAAAGAAACACCGCGAAAGACUACCACGACCACAACGACGACAACGACCACUACUACAACAACAACAGAGCGACCGACAACAACACUCGCGACAACAACAAAAUCGCCGAAGAGACAUUUUAAGAAGCAGCAAGAUUGGAAUCAGAACACCCUCGAUGUUGAAUCACACGGAGUCAACGCUUACAAUAUUUACAAUUUAAACCCAUACGGACACACAAACACUAGCCAUAACGAAUAUGCUCAAAGAACUGAAAGGCAGAAAGUACGGCCGUCUGGACCGCCUCCACAUUACGUCGUUUACAACAAAGGAACUCCUGAUAGCAUUUACAACAAUCCCGCUGUUGUUGUUAUCACAGUAAUAGCUGUGCUCAUUGUGUAA